AUGCAGUGGACUAGUGUGAUAUGUGUGUUAGUCUCUGGGCUAGCCACAGUCACCUCAUUUUACCUGCCUGGAUUGACACCAGUCAACUUUUGCGAAUUUGAUCAGAAAUCAGCGAAAUGUCCGGUAGGUUUCUUGUUUUGACAUUGUUUUGUUUUUAGGAGAAGGUAAAGGAUGUUUUGGAUGUGAUAGGCUAGGCUUUGGCUGAUUUUGGCAUAAAGUUGAAUAUAAAGUGUUGGUAUCAAAGUUGUCGUCUAUAUCAAGGUUAAUAUAGUUGAUAACUUUGAAUAACUGAACUUAAAGCAAAAUUAAAAGAAUAUAAAAUAUUUCAGAGCAACGUAACUUUGUAUGUAAACAAGUUGGACAGUGAUCAAAGCGUAAUUCCAUACGAAUAUCACAGUUUCGACUUUUGUGUUGGCAGUGAAGACGAAUCGCCGGUUGAAAACUUGGGUCAAGUGUUGUUCGGCGAGCGAAUUCGGCCAUCACCAUAUAAAGUAAGGUUUUAUUUUUGUUUUUUUUGAAUUUUAGGUAACUUGGAGGAUACAUAAAGAAGCUAUGGUGUCUUUUAUGUUUCUAUCAGAGCUAGGAAAUGGGUAAUAUAAUUUGAGGAAUACCUGAUGGUUGAAGUGUUUAUGUAGGGUUAUAUUGAAUUUUUAUGGUACUAGGGAUAGUUAGUUUAGAAAAAGAUAAAAGUUUUGAUUUUUGGAAUAAAAAGCUCAUUUAUAGAGGGGUUUUUAUAUUAUACAUGAUGGUUAAUAUAAAAUGAGGUGUGGCUGAUGAAAUCAAAAAUUUUGUUGUUGAUUUUUGUGUUUUUAUGCCGUUAAAGAAGCUGUAGCUUAUAUAAAAUUAGGCUUUUUAAUUUUUUGUUGAAAAUAUGGCUAAAUGAUGCAUUUUUUUAUUAUCCAUGACAUGAACUUAAAAUAUUUUUUUUUCAGAUCGGCUUCAAAGAAUCCCAACAAUGCACACGGCUUUGCGAAAAGUCCUACGACACAGCGAACGCUGCCGACCAGGACAAGAUCAAGUUGUUGUUCAGAGGCAUGAAACUCAACUAUCAACAUCACUGGAUCAUCGACAACAUGCCAGUCACAUUCUGCUUCAUCAACCAACAGAACAUGAACGUGUGCACCACAGGCUUUCCAAUGGGAUGCUAUGUAACAGCAGAUGGUAAACCCAAGGAUGCGUGUGUGUUGGACACGAGAUAUCGUCAGGCUGACGGCUAUUACCUGUUCAAUCAUGUCGAUAUCAAGGUCGAGUACCGUGACAUGAGUGGAGAUCCGAACUUUUUGGACGAAAAGAUUGGUGGAAGAAUUAUUCGGAUCAAGGUUCAGCCGAGGAGGUGAAUUUUGAUAGUUUUAUGAGAGUAAUAGCUGGUUAAAAUCAGAAAAAUGCUGUUUUAUGACUUAAAAUUUGGAAUUUUUGGCUAAAAAUUGACUAUUUUUAAGAAAAAUGGCUAUAUUAAGGUGGAUAUGAAGUCACUUUUGAACUUUUUUUUGUUUUUUAAAUGAAGCUUUACGUUAUUGAUUAUAGUAAUUUUGAUUUCAGUAUCAAGCACGACGACCCCGAGAAGUUGGACUGCUCUUUGUCCGCUCCACCCCAAGCCAUCAGUGCCAAUGACAAGAACUUCAAAGUUCAAUACACGUACAGCAUUGUUUGGGAGGUAAGAAUUGUUACUGGGAAUUGAAAAAAUAUAUUGUUUUUGGUUCUGAAAUUGAAAAAAGUGAAAUUUUAGGUAACAAUUUUAGAGUUUUGAGGUGAAAAGGCUAAAAUACGGGUAAAAAUGGGGUUUUUGGUAGAUUUUUAGGUGAAAAUGGGUUUCAAGCCUAUAAAUGGAUAGUUAUAUUAAGUUGAAAUCGCAUCUUUCAAUUUUUUAUUUAAAAGUUGGUGAUUUAGCCUAAAACAAUAUAAAUUUUAAUUUACAACUUUCCAGAAAACCGAUGUAAAAUGGUCCUCAAGAUGGGACUACAUCCUCGAUUCUAUGCCCCAUACCAACAUUCAAUGGUUCUCCAUCAUGAAUUCAGUUGUCAUUGUACUAUUCUUGUCCGGCAUGGUCGGUAUGAUCCUGUUAAGAACGUUGCAUCGUGACAUCGCACGUUAUAACCAACUGGACUCGGAAGAAGAUGCUCAAGAAGAGUUUGGAUGGAAGUUGGUCCACGGUGAUGUCUUCAGAUCUCCGAAGCACCCUCUUUUGUUGUCGGUUUUUGUCGGAGCUGGAUCUCAGCUGCUUCUCUGCUCUAGUAUUACAUUGAGUAAGUGGUUGGGGUUAGUAUUGGGGUUAAUUUUGUUGAUGGAAGGGGUGUUUUGUGGUUUUUUAAGGAGUUACGGUUAAGAUUUGAGGUGGAAGGGAGGGAAAAUAGUUGGCUUCAAAUGGGCCGAGCCGGGUCAAAUUUGAAAGGGGCUGGGCCGGGCUUCAAGCCAAUGCCUGCUCGUUUACAGGUUUAGUUACGGGGAAGAUUUGAGUUGGUUUUGAGGUAGAAAUAGAAAAAAAGUAGACCCGAAAGGGGACAGGCUUGACGCAACUUUGAAAAGAGCCGGGCCAACGCUUAAACUAAGGCCUGACUUAUGUUACAGGAUAGUUAUGAGGAAGAUUUGAGUUGACUUUGAGAUGGAAACAAGGAAAAGUUGUUUUUAAGGUUUUAUAUGGGUUGUUCUUUGAUUUUUUAAGUACUUUUUUCGAUAUUUUUUGGUUUUUCGGGUAUUUUUAGGCAUUUUUUUGCUAUUUUUUCGAUUUUUUUUGAUUUUUGGUAUAAUUUUUAAACUUUUUUUUAUUAAUUCUGCCUUAUUUCAGUCUUUGCCUGCCUCGGCUUUCUCUCCCCAGCCAACCGUGGCUCUCUGAUGACAUUCGCCUUGGUCUUCUACGUUCUCUUUGGUAUCGUGAGUGGCUACGUAUCAGCUCGACUCUACAAAAUGAUGGAUGGCAUCAACUGGAAGACCAACAUCGUACUAACGAGCACGCUGAUUCCAGGCAUCAUGUUUGGUGUCCUAUUUGUGACAAACUCAAUGCUAUGGGCCAAGGGAUCGUCGGCGGCGGUACCAUUCGGCACUCUGGUAGCACUUCUGGCCCUAUGGCUGUUUGUGUCAGUACCAUUGUCUUUCAUCGGGUCCUUCUUCGGCUUCAAAGCAGAGAAGAUCACGGCACCAGUAAGGACCAAUCAGAUCCCAAGACAGGUACCGCAUCAGACGAUGUACACGAGACCAUUACCAGGAAUGCUGAUGGGUGGUAUUCUGCCAUUCGGAUGCAUCUUCAUACAGUUGUUCUUCAUUUUGAAUAGCAUUUGGUAGGUUUGGGGAGGGGGGGGAAUAAUAUGAGAUUUUUUGGGGGUGGGGUAGAUUUUUUGUUUGGGUUUUUUGGGGGUAAGGCAGUGUUUUUUAUCUUAAGGGGUAAUAACGAUUUUUUGUUUUGGGGGUAGGGUAAAAUAAUUUUUUUAUUUGUGGGGUGGAUAAUAUAGAAAUUUUUAUUUUUAGAGCAUUGACAUAAUUUUUGAAAAUUUGAUUCAAUUUUUUUGAAUUUUUCGAAAAACUUUUAAUUUCAGGGCCCACCAGGUUUUUUACAUGUUCGGCUUCCUCUCCCUGGUUUUCCUAAUCCUCAUCGUGACCUGUUCCGAAGCCACCAUCCUGUUGGCCUACUUCCAUUUGUGCGCCGAAGACUAUCACUGGUGGUGGAGAUCGUUCUUCACGUCCGGAUUCACCGCCGUUUAUCUGUUUGCCUAUUGCGUCCAUUACCUGAGUAAACUUUCGAUUCAGGGCACCAUCAGUACCAUCUUGUACUUUAGUUACACUGGAAUCUUUGUGUUCUUGUUCUUCUUAAUGACAGGUGGGUUUGAGGGGGGGGGGGGUUUAUUACCUAAAAUUUUGAAAAAGUUGGGUUUUUGUAGCUUUUUUUACCUAAACUUAGAAAAACGUUUAUUUUUUGUGGCUUUUGUUACCUAAAUUAAGGGAAAAGUUAAGUUUUUUGUGGAUUUGUUACCUAAAAUACGGAAAAUAGGUGUUUUUAAAAUCUUCUCAAGCUUCAGAUUGACAUUUUAAAUUUAACUCUUGAGCUUUUCAGGUGCAAUCGGCUUCUUCGCCACCCUCCUCUUCAUCCACAAGAUAUACGCCUCGGUGAAAGUGGACUAA
Molecule: messenger RNA, 4110 nt
Organism: Bursaphelenchus okinawaensis
Lineage: Eukaryota; Metazoa; Nematoda; Chromadorea; Rhabditida; Aphelenchoididae
Source: the annotation of a GenBank genome assembly